AUGAUGGGCUGGGACAAUAGACAUGAUCACGUGCACCUAACAUACGAAAUCGGAAGAGUGCCGUUCGUGCAUAACGAACUACUCUACAGCAGCCGAGGACUAACAACGCCACUGGACGCGGGGAAGUUAGUUUCAGGUUUGCAGUACCUCUACAGCGCCCCGAUCGAAAGCCGACUCGAGCACGUACCAACGACAGCGCGUUAA
This is a messenger RNA of Gongylonema pulchrum, 204 nucleotides long. Lineage: Eukaryota; Metazoa; Nematoda; Chromadorea; Rhabditida; Gongylonematidae. The record is from the annotation of a GenBank genome assembly.